AGGAUGGCUGCGGCUGCUGGCGGGGCCCUGAGGGCGCCGGGCGCGGACGGCGGCAGCUCGUGCUUGUCCAUGGAGCGGAUCCGGGCGCUUACCGACCUGCGGGAGCUGGAGGCCGCCUAUGGCCGCCUGUGCGCAGAGGAGAAAGUGGUGGAAGAAGAGCUGGAGGCCCUGUUGGAACAACAGGGUACCAUAGAGAACAAGAUGGUUGCUCUUCAUCGCAUGGGCCCCAACCUGCAACUGAUUGAGGGGGAUGCCAGGCAGUUGGCGGGGAUGAUCACUUUCACCUGGAAUCUGGCUGAGAAUGUCAGCAGCAAAGUCCGACAGCUUGAUCUUGCCAAGAACCGCCUCUAUCAGGCCAUCCAGAGAGCUGAUGACAUCUUGGACCUGAAGUUCUGCAUGGAUGUUCAAACAGCUCUGCGAAAUGAAGAUUAUGAGCAAGCAGCAGCUCAUAUCCAUCGCUACUUGUCUCUGGACAAGUCAGUCAUUGAGCUCAGUCGACAGGGCAAGGAGGGCAGCAUAAUUGAUGCCAACCUGAAGCUCCUGCAGGAGGCAGAGCAGCGUUUGAAGACUAUUGUAACUGAGAAAUUUGACCUAGCUAUGAAGCAGGGAGAUCUGCCACAGGUGGAGCGUUUCUUCAAGAUCUUCCCUCUGCUGGGCUUACAUGAGGAGGGGCUGAGCAAGUUCUCUGAGUACCUUUGCAAACAGGUUGCCAACAAAGCAGAGGAGAACCUGUUAUUGGUGAUGGGGACGGACAUGAGUGACCGUCGGGCCGCAGUUAUCUUUGCAGACACACUGACACUCCUCUUCGAAGGAAUCGCUCGCAUUGUGGAGACCCACCAGCCCAUCGUGGAGACCUAUUAUGGGUUGGGGAGACUGUACACCCUGAUCAAACACCUACAAGUGGAAUGUGACCGGCAAGUGGAGAAGGUGGUGGACAAGUUCAUCAAGCAGAGGGACUAUCACCGGCAGUUCCAGCAGGUUCAGAACAGCAUGAUGAGAAGUUCUGCUACAGAAAAAAUUGAACCAAGGGAACUUGACCCCAUUUUAACUGAAGUCACCUUGAUGAAUGCCCGCAGCGAGCUGUACCUCAGAUUCAUCAAGAGACGAAUCAUCUCUGACUUUGAGGUGGGAGACUCCAUGGCCUCGGAGGAGGUAAAGCAAGAACAUCAGAAGUACUUGGACAAGCUCCUCAAUAACUGCCUACUGAGUCGCACUAUGCAAGAGUUGAUUGGCUAUUACAUCACCAUGGAGGAGUACUUCAUGAGAGAGACGGUCAAUAAGGCUGUUGCCAUGGACACGUAUGAGAAAGGUCAGCUGAUCUCCAGCAUGGUGGAUGAUGUAUUUUACAUAGUGAAGAAAUGCAUUGGGCGUGCCCUGUCCAGCUCCAGCAUAGACUGCCUUUGUGCCAUGAUCAACCAUUCCACCACAGAGUUGGAGUCCGAUUUCAGGGAGGUUCUGUACAACAAGCUGAAGCUGGGUUUUCCAGCCACCACCUUCCAGGACUUCCAGCGAGGUGUGACCAGUGCAGUGAACAUCAUGCACAGCAGCUUGCAACAGGGCAAAUUUGAUACCAAAGGCAUUGAAAGCACUGAUGAGGCCAAGCAAUCCUUUCUGGUGACCCUGAACAAUGUAGAAGUCUGCAGUGAAAACAUCAUGACCCUAAAGAAGACUUUGGAGAGUGAUUGCUCCAAGCUGCUUAGUCAAGGCUUUGGGGGUGAGCAAGCCCAGGCCAAGAUUGACAGCUGCCUCUCUGACAUGGCUGCAGUAUCCAACAAGUUCAGAGACCUCCUGCAGGAAGGUCUGAAUGAGUUGAACAGUUCAGCCAUCAAACCCCAGGUGAAGCCCUGGAUCAACCUGUUCCUCUCAGUCUCCCAUAACAUCGAGGAGGAGGAGUUCAACGACUAUGAAGCUAAUGAUCCUUGGGUCCAGCAGUUCAUCGUCAACCUUGAACAGCAAAUGGCAGAGUUCAAGUCUGGUCUAUCACCUGUGAUCUAUGACAGCCUCACUAGCCUGAUGACCAGCCUUGUGGCCAUUGAACUGGAGAAAGUGGUUCUCAAAUCCACCUUUAGCAGGCUUGGCGGCCUGCAGUUUGACAAGGAGCUGAGAUCUCUUAUAGCAUAUCUCACCACAGUGACCACCUGGACUAUCCGAGACAAGUUUGCUCGUCUUUCCCAGAUGGCAACUAUCCUCAAUCUGGAAAGGGUAACGGAGAUCCUGGAUUACUGGGGUCCAAACUCAGGCCCACUGACAUGGCGCCUCACUCCAGCAGAGGUCCGACAGGUGUUAGCCCUCCGAAUCGACUUCCGUAGCGAAGACAUUAAAAGGCUGCGCUUGUAGUGAUCCUCUUGGACAUACAGCAUGGCCUGCACACUAGCAGCCUAUGGGGCCUCUAGUCAUGCUACCCUGCCUAUUCACAAGCCAAAGGAAAUGUCACAUGCUCGCCUUGGGUGUCUGUUUUCAUGCUCCAUUUUGCAGUUACAAAAGGGCUAACUGGAUGCUGAAGAGCUAUGUGGUUACCUUUGUCCACUGUGGCUGCAGUGAAACCUCAAGAACAGAAGAAUACAAGUGGAACUCCUUAUUGAAGCACCAUGACAUUAAUACCACAGAAUUAGUCUGCUCUUAUGGACUGCUUAGCACCUGGCUUGCUCCUUCCCUGCUCUCCUUCCUUUGUGUUGCACAGGGAUCCGCAAACCCCAGCACACAUGCCAUUAGUGACAUGCAGAGACAUUUUCCUCAGCAUGCCAGGAGAUGUACAAAGAACUUGUUUAUUUUUUUUUUUAAAUUGCUGCUCUGGGCUAUCCAGAGCAGCCACAAGUCUCAGUAGGCAGCAAGGGCAGAGUCAAGAACACAGACAGGGAUGCAGUAUGUUUUUUUUCUGACCCCGCCCCCUGUCCCUGGACUGUGCCCUUUGGCCCGGCCCCUGGAAGCUCCCAGUGGGUGGGCAAGCCCAGGGCUCAGGCAGAUGGAUGCCCUAUCCCACCAGGGUGCUGAGCACUGGGGCUGGAUGCUCAGGGAGAAGCAGGUGUGGGAUGAGGCACUGCGGGGGACCUUUGGGGAAGGUGGGGGCUGGGUGGGAAGUGAGGUUGCCUUGGGGCUCUGUGGGCUCGGGCUGCAGUGGGCAGGGGCACCCAGCAGCACUCAAAGUGAGGCCCAGCUUACACAGCUCCACAGGGAUGGGGCACAGCUGCCCUGCCUGUGAGGAGGUGCUGCCUGGCCGCGGCAGGCUGCUGGGCUUGGGGCUUUGGGUGCAGUGCGAGCAGAGUGGAGCUGCCCCUGAGCCUGCUCAGGCCCUGGCCUUGUCCAACCACAGUUCCCUCAGUGGGCUGGGUUGGGUCAGGCUCAGGUCUGUGCAGGGCUGUUGGUUGCAGGCUCCCGGCUGGCUCGGCACCAAGCAUUGCCUCCAACAACUGUUUCCAGAUCCUGGGGAGUUCCUGCAGCUUCAGAGGCUCUGUCCCGCUCAUGCUGUACCUAGCAUGCAUGGAGGUCGAACCGGGAGACCACCAAGCUCGGUGUCCUGCCUCAGCCAGGCAGAGUCCCCUUGCGGACAGGGUGCCUGCUCCCCAUUCCUGCAGAGCUGUGUGGGCUGGGCUGAGUCCUCUGGGUGCCCCACUGCACCCUGAGUCUGCAGAGCCCCACAGCAGCCCCUGCUUCCCACCUAGCCCCACUCUUCUCUGGCUGCCACCUUCCCAAGGGCCCCACUGGGCCAGCCUUCCUGCGAUGCCUCCCCAUGCUGUCCAGCCCCUGCCCUGGGUGCCCAGCCCUGGUGCUGCCUGAGUCCUGGCUAGGCUCUCCCUCUCAGCACCCUCUUUAUUUUCUCUCCUCUUUUUUGUUCUCUCUUUUCUUCUGUCUCUUUUCUUUCUCCCCUUUUUUCUCCUUUCUCUCUUUCUCUUUUUCUCACUCUCAUCACAACAUGCUUAACAAAUACACAAAAGCAAAGGUAGCAUAUGAAGUUUUAUUUAUUGUUGCCAGAUUUAGAAUUUUUAGAUCUGAUAUUUACUUAAAGAAAAAAAAAGGCAACACUUAUGAUUAUUAACUAUACUACUACACAGUGCAUCCUGCCACGAACCCCCCAACCCUCAUUUUGUUUUUCUGGUAUGCCAGCACUCUGGCACCUUCCAAGGCAGGUAUUGUGGCUUUUCAGCACUGUGGCCAAAAAACGUUGCCUGUCCCAAUGUAGCAAAUUUCACAGGGCACAAUGCUGCAGUGCUACAUGCUGCUGCUGCUGUGAGGAGUCUCAAGCAGUACUUAAUGUCUUCUAACUCUGUGGGACCACUGGAAGAAUGGCUUAAAGGCCAUAUGCCCAUAUCUGGUGCUGCCCUGCUCCUUCUAGGGGGUGUAAUUGAUGUUGUCCCCUUCCCCUUUCUGUGCUGCUAGUUUAGACCUCGGUUACUAUAGUUUUGUGAGCUCAUUCCCUAGCCCAGAGGACUGAUGGAUGGAGGCUUCAUUCUUAAUAAUGGUCCCAGUGGGUGAAGCUUCCUUGGGGCUUGUUUGAAAAACACAUUUAUGCUGAUGGUAAAGUUGACAGAAGGAGCAGGGUUGUUGCUCCUGUUUAUGCCCUGUGAAAUAAGUUAGUAAAUAAAGGCAGAGAUGGGCAGCAUUACUUUGGGUGUAACGUGUAACAGUAGAGAAUUGGGAGAGUUGGUCUACAGGGCAGUUGGAUGGUAAAGAGGGGAACAGCUUGUUCCUUCUGUGCUCUGGUAUGUACUUUAUCUUAUGUCUUGCAUCUCUACUGUGCUCCAGUGAGGAAAGUGCCUCCUACCACCACUGCCCCUGCAGAUGGCACUGCACUCAUUCAAGGGAGCCUGAAUUAAGUUUUUAUUAAGCUAGUAGUCAGGUAGCCACACAGCUUGCAAAUGGUUAAGGUUGGGGAAGGAGAGGACUAGCUGUAUCUUUACUCUCUGCCUUCCUGCAAUGCCUUGUACUCCAGCAUGGAAGGCUGGGCCUGACUCAAGUUUACUGAGCACUCAGAAGAAUGCAGGCUGUCUCCUGCAGGGAUAGGGAGGAGCAGAGUGACACUGUGCUGUAUGGGAACCCACACAGGGGGGACACAGGAUAUCUUUAUAGUCAAAGAAAUGGAGACAGAGUCGCAUCUCAUUACAGAAAUAAAAUGGUUUGCAUGCUCCCUUUCUAAGGCA
This is a messenger RNA of Alligator mississippiensis (American alligator), 5135 nucleotides long. RefSeq names its product component of oligomeric golgi complex 4 (gene COG4). The record is from RefSeq and is a predicted model, not a curated record. Lineage: Eukaryota; Metazoa; Chordata; Crocodylia; Alligatoridae.